This is a messenger RNA of Pollicipes pollicipes, 1747 nucleotides long. RefSeq names its product brahma-associated protein of 60 kDa. The transcript is spliced from 12 exons. Bases 216 to 1691 code for a protein of 491 amino acids. The record is from RefSeq and is a predicted model, not a curated record. Lineage: Eukaryota; Metazoa; Arthropoda; Thecostraca; Pollicipedomorpha; Pollicipedidae.
UCUUGGAGUUGUUCGCAGCAAAUCAGGCUUAAGUCGGGUGGGUACUGAGGUCGGUGCUUGGACUGCACAUAAUGAGUGCAAACUGCAAGUAGGCGAGGAUUGGGCCGGUGGUGCCGCAUUUACGACGGUCGGCUGCUCCGUCACUGGUGUCCUGUGUCUGCUGUCUGCUGGUCUCCUGACGGCGCGGCCGCGGCCCGUUCGUGGCGCAGGCGGCGAUGGCGGCGCGCCCGCCGGGCUUCCCAUCGCCGUCAGACGGCUCGCUGCCCGGCCAGCAGGCCCGCUUCGGCUCGGCCGGCGCCGCCCCACCCAUGCGCAGCUACGGCUCGCCCGGAUACGCGGGGAUGCCCGCCCAGCACGGCCAGUUCCCGUCCAGCAGCACCCAGAACAUGAUGCAGCGCUCGGGGGGCAGCAUGGUGCAGAACCAGUACCCGCCGAGCCGGGCGCCCGCCAUGCCUAGCGGCGGAAAGCGCUCCUCGGACGCGCGCGCUGUCUCCAGCCAGCCCAUGAAGAGCGCCAAAAAGAAGAAGCGGAUGGCGGACAAGAUCCUGCCGUGGAAGGUGCGUGACUUGGUGCCCGAGUCGCAGGCCUACAUGGACCUCCUGGCCUUUGAGCGCAAGCUGGACGCCACCAUCAUGCGCAAGCGGCUGGACAUUCAGGAGGCACUGAAGCGGCCGCUGAAGCAGAAGCGGAAGCUGCGCAUCUUCAUCUCCAACACGUACUUUCCGGCCAAAGAGCCGGUGGACGGCGAGACCGAGGGCAGUGCCUCCUCGUGGGAGCUGCGUGUCGAGGGCAAGCUGCUGGACGAGACCAAGGCCGAUGCCAGCAAGACCAAGCGCAAGUUCUCGUCCUUUUUCAAGUCGCUGGUGAUUGAGCUGGACAAGGACCUGUACGGUCCGGACAACCAUCUGGUCGAGUGGCACCGGACCGCCACCACGCAGGAGACCGACGGCUUUCAGGUGAAGCGGCCCGGCGACAAGAACGUGCGCUGCACGAUCCUGCUGCUGCUCGACUACCAGCCGCCGCAGUUCAAGCUGGACUCGCGGUUGGCGCGUCUGUUGGGCGUGCACACGCAGUCGCGGCCCGUCAUCACGCAGGCGCUCUGGCAGUACGUCAAGCACAACAAGCUGCAGGACCAGAGCGAGCGGGAGUAUGUCAACUGCGACCGGUACCUGGAGCAGAUCUUCCAGUGCUCGCGCAUGAAGUUCGCGGAGAUCCCGCACCGGCUCAACUCGCUGCUGCACCCGCCCGACCCGAUCGUCAUCAACCACACCAUCACCGUCGAGGGCGCCGAGCAGAAGAAGACCGCGUGCUACGACAUCGAGGUCGAGGUGGACGACACGCUGAAGACGCAGAUGAACAACUUCCUGCUGUCGACGGCCAGCCAGCAGGAGAUCCAGAGUCUGGACAACAAAGUGCAUGAGACAGUGGAGCUGAUCAACCAGUACAAGAUCAACCGCGAGUUCUUCCUCAGCUUCGCCCGUGACCCGCAGCAGUUCAUCAACAAGUGGCUCGUCUCGCAGAACCGCGACCUCAAGACCAUCACCGACGUGGUCGGCAACCCGGAGGAGGAGCGGCGCAGCGAGUUCUACCAGCAGGGCUGGGCGCACGAGGCCGUGCACCGCUACUUCUACUCCAAGGUGCAGCAGAAGCGCGCCGAGCUCGAGCAGGUGCUGGGCAUCCGUAGCAGCUGAGCGGGCGGCGCCGGCCGGCCGCAGCUCGCAGCGUUCGCCGCGCACAGCGCACCGGC